AUGCACCGCCCCUCCCUGCCGUCAAUAGGACUGCCCCCCCUCGCGGUAAACAACGCCCCCCUGCCCUCCGUCGCGAUCAGCGUCUCCGGCGGUAGCAGCAACGGUGGCGCAAGAGCAGCGGAAGCAGCAGCAGCGGAAGCAGCAGCAGCGGAAGCAGCAGCAGCGGAAGCAGCAGUAGCGGAAGCAGCAGCAGUAGCAGCGGGGUCGAGUGCAAAUGGGCUGGGCGGUGACAGGGUUGCUAACGGGAACGGUAACGAUGGCGGGAGUGUGGGUGUUCAGGGACAGCUGGAUGGCGGUGCCCGUGGUGAAGCGGGGGCAGGGGAAGAGAACGGAGAGGGAGAGGAGUUUAGCGUUCCGGGCCUAAGUCUGGUGGAGGAGCGCUGGCAUGACGGUGUUUGCCUGCUCCAAAGACCUAGCUCUAGCGGUGCAGAGGGCGAGAUACGCCGGUUGGUGCGAUGUUGGGGAGUGGAAGUUCUGCCAGGAAUGACCAAGUCGCAGCUGUCAAGCCAGCUGAAAGCGGCGUCUCGAGAAGGACUCCUUCCGUUGAACGGGUGCCUCUCGUAUACCUACGAGCUUCCCACGCUAGCGGUGGAGGCGGCGGCGGAAGCGGCGGAAGCGGCGAAGGUGAAGGCGGAGGUUGGCGCGGAGGAGGAAGAGGAGGAGGAGAAUGUCGGAGGCGGAGGGCGCAAGUUUGGUGACGAGUGCUAUAACGAGGGCCAGGUCGUCUGGGUCCGAGGGGCUUUCGUGGCCUACAUGGAUGGUCAAGCUGUCGAAGACGACGAUGUCUGGUGCCCCGGGGUAGUGUGCGCCGCCGAUAAUUCCGCCGCAUCUUCUCCGGCGGAAACAAACGGAGGGUAUGGUGCCGUGGCGUCCCCGGGGGGGCUGGUCGUAGACGUGAUGGGCCAGUCGAAGGUGGAGUUUGCCGUGGGGACGGACAACCUCACCGGUUUUCCGGGGUACGGAGACAACCUCGAGGCGUUUCGGCACUCGGUGGCAACGGGCCUGGGAAAUCCUCCAGAUCAUAUGUGUCUAGCGGUCGCGCAAGCAAUCCUGGCAUGCCUGAAGUGUGGCUGGGACCCCGCGCGAGGCACGAACCUGCUCCGGCCCGCCCUGUGCAACGACCAGCGAGAAGGGGAUGCGCGGCUCGGGAAGUACGCUGCCGCGUGGGGCGUGGACCCCGACCGGCUGGAGGAGCUGCUCAAGUACUCGUGGGCGUUGAUGAAGCCCAACGCCCAGAAGUCGAAAAGGGCCGAUGGCGAUCAAGCCGGCAGUAGGGAGGAGGAGGUGGAGGAAGAGGAGGGAGAGGGGGAGUGGGACCACCUGAGGGCGACCUGGCGGAAGCUGGAGAACAUGUGGCGGGGGGCGAAGUCAGCCGUGCAAGAAGAGAGUUCCGGGUCCCGCAGCGGAGAUGGCGGUGGUGCCGCGGAUAGCGGCAGCGGCGGCAGCGGCAGCGGCGGAGGCGGGGGCAGUGACAGUGCGGUGCCCGAUGCCACAAGCAACGGCGAUAGCGGUAGCGCUACUACGGUAGUCGAUGCUGACAACAAUGCCGCUGCGAAAAAGGACACGGUGGCCGCCGGAUUAGGCGACGAUGGCGGAGAUGGGAGCGAGCCGGGUGGCAAGCUGCUGCCGCCGCCGCCGCCACCGCCGCCGGCUGCGGCUGCGGCUGCGGCGGAAGGAGGCGUUGCGGCGCCCACGGCUGCGACGCCCGCAACACCGGUGCCUUCGGCGGCGGCUUCACCACCGCCACCUGUGGUAAGUGCAUCAGCCCCGGAGCAGGAGCAAGCUCCUACGGUGACCCUGGUCGCCCCUUCCACGGAGAGUGUUGUGUCUAAGAAAGGCGUUCCGGCGGCGGCGGAGGCGGGGCCCGACAUCAGUAAACCUCCUGUUGCUCCUGCGGCCCCUGCUCCUGCUCCCGUUGCUGGUGCCCCUGCUGCUGCUGCCCCUGCUGUUCCUGCUGCUGGUCCUGCUGUUCCUGCUGCUGCUCCUGCUGUUGCCCCUGCUCCUGUUGGUGGUGCUGCAGCCGGCGGUGUUGUUGACGACGCGCAACGAACAACCCCCGCCGGCGGUGGCCUCGCAGCCAUGGACGUGGAUGAUGAUGCUAGCCCCGCCGCAGCGAGAAGCAACUGCGCCACCGCCGGCGGUGUUGUUGACGGGGCCGCAGCGCAAACAGUGAUCGGUGUUGCCGUUGUCGAUGGGGCCGCAACCCAAGGUAUCGCAGGUGGCGGUCCCAGGGUUGAUGAUGGCAGGGCCGCGACAAAAAAGGCAGACAGCAUGUGGGCCGAUUCUUCUGAUGUGGUGGCAGCGGCGGCGGCGGCAUUAGCGGCGGCAACAGCACCAACCGCGAGAAGUAGCGCCGCCGUCGCCACAAAGCCAGCCGAGAGCGCUACUACCCAAGGGGCAGGUGUAUCGCAGCCAGCAGGGGCCAAAGCCGCUGCUGAGAGGGAUUCGUCGAAACCAGCCACGGCCGUCUCAGGCGCUGCUCCUGCUGCUCCUGUUGCUCCACAACCGACAAUCGCUGCCAACCCCCGUCCAGGUAGGUCAGCGGACGAAGCGAGCGAUUGCCGAGAUCGGAAGAGGGCCAGGAUGGACUCGGGUGACCGGACCAACACCGCGCGAGGUGAAACAACAGCACUCGUCACCAGCAACAGCGCAACUCCGGCAGCUGCCUCGCCUGCUGUUGUUGCUCCCCCCCCCACAGCCGGGCGUUCUCCGCCGCUGACUGCGAUCAGAAAAGCGGGGAAGAGCGGGGGCAUCACAGGCUCCGUUUCGCCGGCGUCCGCCGUCGGCAACGGCAAGGGAUCGGGGCCGGGUGACGGCGGUGCUACGGCUGUUGUCGGUGUGGCUCGUGCUUCUCCCUCGAUUGCUGCUGGCCCUGCUGCUGCCGCCGCUCCUGCUCCUGCUGCUGGUGCUGCCCCGAAAAGCACAACAGAUGAUAGUGCCGCUGCGGAGGCCAAGAAGAUGAAGACGACGGUCUCGCCAUCGACGACAACCAUCCGGACUGGGAAGGACGCCUCGCGAAAUGGUGUUGGUGAUGAUGGCGGUGGUGGCACCACGGAGUCAGCAGCAACGACACCCGCCCAAGCUGCGGCUCCUCCACAAAAGACCGCCGCCGCUAUCACCGCCACGAAAGACGUGCUACGACCGACGGCAAUACCCGCCAGCAAGGACGUCAAGAGUGACGGCGAUGAGAAGCCUGCCUCGGCGCUACCCGCGGCGGCGUUGAAGGCGGCGGUGGAAGCGGCCCCGGCUGCUACAAGCACUGUUGCCGCCGCGUGGAAGACCACGAAAGCAGCAGAAGAGAAUAUGAAAGAAUUGUCGCCGACGAAGACGACGAAGACGGUUCUCACGGGCAACGGGGUAGCUUCGAUUGGCAAGACACCGCCGGCAACUCCACCGCCACCAGCGAUAGCGGCACCGGCUGAGAAGGACCGGGUUCGAGCGCAACCGCCGUUGCCGCCGUCUCAGCGCCCGCCAGCGGCUAAGACAGAUGACGGCGAUGCCACUCAACGGGGACCCCGAAAAGCAGGAGGCGGGGAAACACCCAACAGUUUGCCACAAGAGGUGGGGGGCGACCUCGGUCAACGAGCACAGCGGGAGCCGCGCAGAGGGCAGAAAUUCGACAUACCGCCGGCGUUCAAGGAGGACGACUUCCUCUCUCGGAAGGAGCGCAACGCUCGCAGGUUCGAAGCGCAUAGGAACCGCGCUCGCUAGCUAGCGCGAGUGUGUACCUUCCACCUGCGCGUGGCGUUUGUCGAUAACGGUGGGAGCUUGAGUCGGGCUGGGCGGGCGUCGGGAACCUGUCUCGUGGACCGGGCACUUCCUUUAACCCUGAUGCUGUGCAAUUUUUUUUGCAUCGCCUGUUUGCUGUUUUUCGCGGAUCGAUACAUUCACGGUAGUGUGAUAACCGGUGACAAGAAGCCGAGCGUAUGUGUUCAAUUUGGUGCUGUGACUGCUGUGUUCCGAUGUUUAGCGUUGGGUGAGAAUGUUUUUUUCUAUGGGUUUGCUUUUUGAGGGGCGUUGUCAUCGUUGGCGCUGGCCUGUGCUGCGCUAUUCUGUUUGUUAUGUGCUGCUGAGUUGCUCGUGCUCCCCUCCAGAGCUCUUCAUCAUUUCUGUGUUGUACUCUUUAAGAUUGGUUGAUGUUGUGGUCGGCCUUUUCAGGAGCACUCGUUUGGUCUGUGGCUAGGUUGGACUUGCAUUCUGUUCUUGUUGUCGAGUAUUUUUCUUUUCUGCUGAGUUUUUUUACUCCCGUACUGUUGUAGGUGGUCGUGGAUUUUUUUUCGUGACAGGCUGUGCAACGUUUUGUCCAAUGAUUAGGGGGUAUAUUCUGUAGGACCUUUUCAUGCUGUUGUUGUAGCUGCUCUGGCCCUCCCAUCGGCAUUCAUUAGGAGACUAGACUCCUUCUGGACGCCCUACUUGCAGGAUAUGGGAGGGAAUACUUGUGAAUUUUUAGGUGAGGGGUUGGCCCAAUCGGUUGUGUUUUUAUUAAGUGCGUUCAUUCCACAUACAAACUACUGCGGGAAUCAACCACAUGUACGUGGUAGACCAGUACGGACGGAAGAAGGUGCUGGGCAGAAAAAUUUCGGAACGGUUUUUAAUGUGAAGACAACAAC
Molecule: messenger RNA, 4610 nt
Organism: Ectocarpus sp. CCAP 1310/34
Lineage: Eukaryota; Phaeophyceae; Ectocarpales; Ectocarpaceae
Source: the annotation of a GenBank genome assembly